Messenger RNA from Spodoptera litura, 4761 nucleotides. RefSeq names its product Smad/Smad4 homolog Medea (gene Med). Gene Ontology annotation, biological process: SMAD protein signal transduction; anatomical structure morphogenesis; cell differentiation. Gene Ontology annotation, molecular function: RNA polymerase II cis-regulatory region sequence-specific DNA binding; DNA-binding transcription factor activity, RNA polymerase II-specific; I-SMAD binding. Gene Ontology annotation, cellular component: heteromeric SMAD protein complex. The record is from RefSeq and is a predicted model, not a curated record. Lineage: Eukaryota; Metazoa; Arthropoda; Insecta; Lepidoptera; Noctuidae.
UUUCAUUCUAUCUGUCUAUGGGCCGCCAAAAUGUCGCUUUCUGUUUUGGUAUCAUCUCACAAUAAAAGAAAUUAAUUUCAUUAAUUUACUCAAUACCUUAGUGAAUAUAAGCAAAGUGAUUAAAUGCCCUCAUUUAUAAAUAUUUAAAGUAAAUUUGGUGCAUCAAUCAGCCAUGAAUACCACGGCUCCGACGUCGGCGGAUGCCUGCCUGAGCAUCGUGCACUCGCUAAUGUGUCACAGACAGGGUGGAGAGAGUGAAGGGUUCUCCAAGCGAGCUAUAGAAUCUCUUGUUAAGAAGCUAAAGGAGAAGAGAGAUGAGCUAGACUCCUUGAUCACAGCAAUAACUACUAAUGGCGCACAUCCUAGUAAAUGUGUUACAAUACAGAGGACGCUUGAUGGGAGGUUACAGGUGGCCGGUCGGAAAGGAUUUCCCCACGUUAUUUAUGCUCGUAUAUGGAGGUGGCCGGACUUACACAAAAAUGAAUUGAAACACGUCAAGUUUUGUCAAUUCGCUUUCGAUUUAAAAUGUGACUCAGUGUGUGUAAACCCUUACCACUACGAAAGGGUUGUUUCCCCAGGAAUAGAUUUAUCAGGCCUCACACUUCAGUCGGGUCCCAGCAGAUUAGUAAAGGACGAGUACACAGCUGGCCUCAGUGGAAACGGAAUGGACAUGGAUACUGGUGAGAUGGUGACCAUUCAGCAUCAUGCUACUAGUCCUAGGCACCAUCAUACGCCGAUGCCACAUCACCAUCAGCAGUUCCAGACAACAAAUAUUAUUAUUAACCAGGGACAAACGCCUGAAGGCGUACCGAACAUGUUUUCGCCGACGCACGCGCCGCGCACCCCGCUGCGGGCGCCGGCGCCGCACGCGCCGCUGGCGCCGCCGAUGGGCCACGCGGCGCCCGCACCGCAGAUGUGUGCGCACCCGGGGCCCAUGCAGGGCCCCCAGAUGGUGCCGGCCCAGUCGCCCCUGGGUGGAGGGAUGGGACAGGGACAGAUGUCGUCCCCGCGGUUGGCUGCAGCGCCCAGUAUGUCGCCGGCGACGCCGCAGAUGCCGCCGAUGAACAGGCCGAUGUCGCUGCCGAGCCCGCAACAGAUGGCGAUGGCCCAGCAGCGCGCGGUGGCCCCCAAACUCGAGCCCCCCGAUACGAUGGACGCCCGCGCAAUGUGGCUGCCUAAACGAAUGAAUCAUUCUGCAAUGCCAGUGACUAUGUCUCCGGGAGCCACCACACCACUCAUAGAUGGCCCGAAUUCUACAUUCUUCACGUCAGAGACAACGUCUAACGAUUCUUCUCAGCUGACUCAAACUUUGUCCAAUUCGCACGCAGCGGGCACGGUAUCGCCUGGUUCCGGGGAGGGCUCCCAACAGAAUGGGUUCACUACAGACGGCAGUCCCGCGCCACAACCCAGCCCCCUACCGCAUCGCACGCAGCAUCAGCAACAACAAGGCACGUGGACUGGUAACAACACACUAACGUACACACAGAGCUUGGCUCCUCCGCCCGCCGCGCCACCCGUGCCCCUUGACGCUCCUCCUCAUCAUCAUUAUUACAAUGGUAACCCAGGCGGUCUUCUCUCAAGUCAACCAGCUCCUGAAUAUUGGUGCUCAGUCGCCUACUUUGAGUUAGAUACGCAGGUCGGAGAGACCUUCAAAGUACCUUCCAGUAGACCCAACGUUACCGUUGAUGGCUACGUGGAUCCUUCAGGCGGUAACAGAUUUUGUUUGGGCGCUCUCAGUAAUGUGCACAGAACUGAACAGAGUGAACGAGCGAGACUGCACAUCGGUAAAGGUGUGCAGUUAGACCUCCGCGGUGAAGGCGACGUGUGGCUGCGUUGUCUGUCGGAUCACUCAGUGUUCGUGCAGUCCUACUACCUCGACAGGGAGGCCGGCAGAGCGCCCGGAGACGCUGUGCAUAAGAUAUACCCGUCUGCUUGUAUUAAGGUAUUCGACCUCCGCCAAUGUCACCGACAGAUGCAGUCCCAGGCGGCCACGGCCCAGGCGGCGGCCGCGGCGCAAGCUGCCGCCGUCGCCGGACAUAUACAGCCGCAACAUCCCACCAUGAACAAGUGUCUGUCUGCAGCGGCCGGCAUCGGAGUGGACGACCUGCGGCGACUGUGCAUCGUGAGGCUUUCCUUCGUCAAGGGCUGGGGACCUGACUACCCCCGCACUUCUAUCAAGGAGACGCCCUGCUGGGUCGAGGUUCAUUUGCAUAGAGCCCUUCAGCUUUUGGACGAGGUCCUGCACACAAUGCCAAUCGACGGUCCUCGGAGCACCAUCGAGUAGGAGUUGAUCGGCUUCUUUUGAGGCCUUCGAGCGACCAGAGUCGCCCUGCGACCCCACGAUAGUGCCAGACGGACGACUGUGUCGCCAGUGCAGUGAUUGAUAGAGAGUGACGUGACAGUGAACCGCGUGACCUACUACUAGUGACGAACGUGACCGACGUGACCCAGUAGUAUGUCACACACUUCAAGAGUUGAUGCCAUAUGAAUAGCAUUUAUUUAAGUAAUUAUUCACAAAAUUGUGAUCACAAAAUUUACGUAUUUUGGCCUACGUCUUCCAAAUUUAGUUUUGUCUUCCGGCACGAAAUUUCCUUUGUUUCAUUUGGUUUUGGUGAUGAAUUUGUUGGUUUUUGAAUAAAAUGUUUGCACCAGUCGUGGAUGUGCAUCGCUCGUGUAACGAAAGGUGAACUAGUUUAUGUCUUGUAUCUAUUUAUACUAAUGUAAGUAGUUGCAGUAUAUAAGUUAAUGUAAUAGAUAUGUAUAACAGUAUUGAGAUGGAACAAACUAAAGAACAUAUAAGGGAUCUCAGUAAAAUAUUUUCACAAAUCCUAAAUGAAGUUAUAAAUAAAUAAUUUAAGAUAUUAAUUAUAAUAAACAAAAUACGAAUAGAACGACGCAUACAAACAUUGUCAUUGCUCAAACAAUAAGAGAUGAGUUCGUCUUUAUAUUUGUAUAAACAAACGAAUUUUAGUAACAGCUAUACCAAAUUAAGGCAUUUUUAUAUUAAAGUUUAGUGUAGAGGAUAUAUGACAAGACAUAAAUGUGGUUCAACUUGAAAGAAGCCAAAUGGGAAUAGCUUUCUAUAGAGAUAAGCUAUAGCGUUGUUAUAAGGUAGAUACUAGCGUAACUUAUGAUAUUUGUAAGUGUAGGGAGGGAGGGACGAGGCGUGUAGAGGGAAAGGCUGUAUUUUUGUUAGCGUGAAGUGUGCCUCAUUAGAGGAAUUGCAUGGACCACUAGAGGCCGUACAAAUACACGCUCACAGUUUUCAGUAAGCGUGUAUGCCGUACGGCUAACGUUUCGUUAUUUAUUUACUUUUGAAGUACAGACGCCCAUGCAAUUUCGCUAAGUCAAUAGAUGAUCUGUGAUGUGCUAACAAAACGUGUAUAGUAUGCGUGCGCGCACUCGAAGUCAGCUAAGGUAUUGUCAGAUUUUCGCUAUGAAAAGUGUGACUUUAUUAUUUUUCGGUAAAUGUCUACACUAAGUCUAAGUUAAAAAUAAAAUGACAUAUUUUGUGUAUGAGAAUCAAAUGGUUAUAAAUAUUAAGGUUAGUAGUGGUGUUCUAAACAAGUAUAUGAGAUUUUUUGUCGUUUGCUUAAGAUUUGCUUUAAUUAUUAUUACUUGGCAGAUUAAUAAUUAUCUUGUGUUGAAUGAUUUUAUACAGCUGUUAGUGAAUGUUAGUGUUUUCGAUUUUUUUAUCGUAAUUAUUUUGUUAAGGCGAAACGAUUGAUGAUAAACUAAUAUAGUGUUUAUUGUAACUUUAUAAAAGAGGAUUAUGCUUGCAGUUUUUACAUAAAAUAAUCAGUUUAUAAUAAUUAUGUUCGAUUUUACGUUGUAACGAGUGAUCAUCACAAAAUAUUAUAUUAUUUUUGUUAUUGCUUAAUCGGUUUAGUUUAUGCAUCGGAAUUUUACAAUUAUGAAUAUUGUUACCAAUGUCUUUGUAAAGAUUCGGAUUAUGCAAGUUUUGUAAAUAGUACAAUUUAUUGAGAAUAUUUUUAAUAUGAAGCGAGGCGUUGUCGCUCCCCUUACAAACAAAGAAAUCGCGAGAGUAAUAAGAAAGUAUGUACGUUCAAUAAAAAAUUAAAUUCUCUUAGUGGGCUUUUCACAAAUUCGUGUAUCAAAAAUACCUCUUUAUAGUGAUGACAAAGGAUACAAAGGGUUUUAGAUGAUAUUAAAUAUGUGGUAAGUUUUUUAAAUGAUGUUGAAGUUUUGAAUAGAUAAAGAUAUUUGACAAAUUCUACAUAGGACAGUUGACAGAUAUAGAGAGCCGAAUAUUUAGACCUCUCGCGUACAAUUUAUUGUAAAACCAUUGACUAACCAAUUAUUGGAGAUAUACCGAAGUUAUCCAAAGUUUGAAGACUUAAUAAUUGUUGUUCGUACGAACAUUAAUUAACUAUGGCUUUUGUAUAUAAACGCGUCGUAUUCUUGUUCUAAACAAGUUAUUGUACGUUCUCGAAGUUGGACCUUCUCCCGUGAAUUUUGAAGUUGCAAGCGAUUUAAGAUGUUAUUGUGAUUAGCAUAAGGUCUGCCAAGGUAGAACGUGAUUGGUAGCAUUCUAGUUGAUAUUAAGAGUUAGUUUUGACAUUUAAUCUACUCGCCUAACACAUAUGAGGUGGAAACUACUAAUAAAAGCUGAUCUCAUAGUUUAUAGAUUACACUUGCACUGAAAGAUCAACUUAUAUUGGUAGUCUCUGAGGCCUUAGUACGAGUUUGUUUUACGUUUAAAGUAAUUGUAACGAGUACGCGUUCGGCGCUCUGAUUGGU